Messenger RNA from Aspergillus mulundensis, 1815 nucleotides. RefSeq names its product MFS siderochrome iron transporter MirB (gene mirB). Gene Ontology annotation, molecular function: transmembrane transporter activity. Gene Ontology annotation, biological process: transmembrane transport. The transcript has 4 exons. NCBI's taxonomy places the organism in Eukaryota, Fungi, Ascomycota, Eurotiomycetes, Eurotiales, Aspergillaceae. The coding region runs from base 1 to 1815 and encodes 604 amino acids. The record is from RefSeq and is a predicted model, not a curated record.
AUGGCGAUCGGCUCCAAGUUCAACCUGCUUGCCACUGGUCGAAAGACCGACGGGCCUACUCUGGCGUCGGCCUCACCCCCAGACAUUGAGACUCCCGCUGGCGCUGAGAAAACGGCGACCUUAACCGCCAACGACAAGGAAGCCAACAUCAGCGACAACAGCAGCGACGAGGCGGCCCCGUCGCAUAAUGUCCAGGGUGGUGUGCAGAAGAUUCAAGCUGUCACGCUGGUGUGGUCGAAAUGGUCGCUGAUUGCGGUUUUGUGUCUUCUGUGGCUCGUCACCCUCGCCAACGGCUUCCGGACCGCCAUCCUCUACAGCUUGACUCCCUACGCAACGAGUAGUUUCCAGAGCCAUUCGCUCCUGACUGUCAUCAACAUCGUGUCCAGCUCCAUGGUUUCUGCCCUGUAUAUCCCCGUCGCAAAAGUCGUGGAUGUCUGGGGCCGUGCGGAGGGGUGGCUGGUGAUGGUUGGCUUCUCGACACUGGGGCUGGUCAUGAUGGCUGCGAGUAAGAAUCUGGAGACAUACUGUGCGGCGGAUGUCUUCUACUCCGUCGGUUUCGCAGGAAUGAACUACAUUCUCUGCGUUCUCGCAGCAGACAUCACCAACCUCCGCAAUCGUGGUAUCGCAUUCGCCUUCACCUCCUCCCCCUACAUGAUCACCGCGUUCGCCGGAUCCAAGGCCUCGGAGAAAUUCCUCCUCAACGUGAGCUGGCGCUGGGGCUUUGGUGCCUUUGCCAUCAUCUUUCCCUUCGUCGCGUCGCCUGUCUACUUCGUGCUCAAGGUCGGUCUCAACCGCGCCGAGAAGCAGGGCAUCAUCCAGCCGCGCCAGCGCAGCGGCCGGACAUUCUGGCAGAAUGUGCACCACUACUUUUUCGCUUUUGAUAUCCCAGGAGUCAUCCUCCUCGCCGGCGGCCUAACCGUCUUCCUCCUCCCCUUCACCCUCGCCUCGACCGCCCCGAACGGCUGGAAAACAGACUACAUCAUCGCGAUGAUCGUAACGGGCUUCGUCGUAAUGGUCCUCUUUGUGCUCUACCAAGCCUACUGGGCCCCGCAACCCUUCCUAAAAUACGAGUUCCUAACCGACCGCACCGUGCUCGGCGCCUGCCUUAUCGACGCAACCUACCAAAUGUCCUACUACUGCUGGAACGCCUACUUCAACUCUUUCUUGCAGGUCGUCUCAAACCUCGGCGUUGCAGAAGCAGGCUACGUCGGGUCCACUUUCCAAGUCGUCUCCGGCGUUUUACUGUUCAUGGUUGGCUUUGCGAUCCGCAAGACUGGAUACUUCCGCUGGCUGCUGUACUUCGGUGUCCCGCUGUAUAUCUUUGCACAGGGUCUCAUGAUCCACUUCCGCCAGCCAAACCAGUAUAUCGGGUACAUUGUAAUGUGCGAGAUCUUUAUCUCCAUCGGCGGAUCCAUUUUCACUUUGCUCGAACAACUCGCCGUCCUCGUCGCCGUGGACCACCAGCACGUCGCGGCAGCCCUCGCCGUCCUCUUCAUCUGCGGCGGAAUUGGCGGCGCCGUCGGGAACGCAAUCUCCGGCGCCAUCUGGACGAAUACGUUCCUCCCGUCGCUGAUGCGGAAUCUGCCGGAGAGCGAGCUGCCGAAUGCGUUGAGCAUUUACAGUUCUAUCACGGUGCAGCUGAGCUACCCGGUCAACUCCCCAGAAAGAAUUGCGAUUCAGAAGUCCUAUGGGUAUGCGCAGACGAGGAUGUUGGCUGCCGGGACCGGGAUCAUGGUUCUGAGCUUCAUUUGGAUGUUUAUGAUUCGGAAUUAUAAUGUCAAGAAUAUGAGUCAGACGAAGGGGAUGGUGUUUUAG